Molecule: messenger RNA, 1609 nt
Organism: Indicator indicator
Lineage: Eukaryota; Metazoa; Chordata; Aves; Piciformes; Indicatoridae
Gene: PDP2
Product: pyruvate dehydrogenase phosphatase catalytic subunit 2
Exons: 1
Coding region: 1-1605 (534 amino acids)
Biological process (GO): protein dephosphorylation
Molecular function (GO): cation binding; protein serine/threonine phosphatase activity
Source: RefSeq, a predicted model, not a curated record
AUGAUGUCAAGAACUGUGUCAUCCUGGAUCUUAAGCUCAGCAAGAAACAGCACUGUUUUACAAGGGAAAGGACGUUUGUACUCCAUCUGUGUCCCAAAUAGAAACAAGAUAAAAUGGAAGCUGAUUCUUUCCAAAACAUGUCCUUACCCUGCCGGAAGCUGCAUCUCAAGUGACACUUUCUCCUUAAAGAAAGCUUUCCGGCACACUUCCACUGAAGAAGAGCAUUUCUCUUUCCAGUUGUCUCCAUCACAAAUCAAUGAUAUACUCAGAGCAGGUGAAUUAUCCCAUAAGAUACUGGAUUUGGAUGGUAAAAAUGCAAAUUCAGUGUUGAGAUUUGAAAGUAACCAGUUGGCAUCCAACAGCCCCAUCGAGGACCGCCGAAGCGCAGCCACUUGCUUGCAGACGAGAGGGAUGAUGUUUGGCGUCUUCGAUGGGCACGCGGGCUCAGCGUGUGCUCAGGCAGUCAGCGAGAGGCUGCUCCACUACAUAGCAGUUUCCCUCAUGUCUCGGCAAACCUUGGAGGAGAUCGAGCUGGCUGUGGAGGGCAUGAAACCAGUUCUGCCCAUUCUGCAGUGGCACAAGCACCCAAAUGAUGUUGAGUAUCGGGAAAUCACUUCCCAAUAUUUUGAGAACCUCCGGGUUUACUGGCAGCAUUUGCUGGACCUAGACACCGAGCUGGGGUUUAGCUUAGAAGAAGCCAUGAUAUGUGCUUUCAAGAGGUUGGACUCAGACAUAUCACUGGAAGUUCAGGCUCCCCAGGAAAAUGAGUUGAUGAGAAAUAUUGCCCUCCAGGUAGCUUUCUCUGGUGCAACAGCCUGUGUAGCUCAUGUUGAUGGUGUCCACCUGCACGUCGCAAACACCGGUGACUGUAGAGCGAUUCUAGGGGUUCGUGAAGAAGACGGAACGUGGUCUACUCUGCCUCUAACCCGAGACCACAAUGCCUUUGAUGAAUUUGAGAUUAGGAGACUGAAGAGAGAACAUCCGAGAUCUGAGGAGAAAACUCUGUUUGUGAACGACAGGUUGCUGGGGAUUCUCAUGCCCUCCAGAGCUUUUGGAGAUGUGCAACUGAAGUGGAGUAAAGAGUUGCAACAUAGCGUUCUGGAGAACAGCUGCGAUGUGGAAGCUUUAAAUAUUUAUCAGUAUGUUCCUCCAAAUUACCACACACCCCCUUAUUUAACUGCAGAGCCUGAAGUCACAUACCACAAAUUAAGAAGCAAGGACAAGUUCCUAGUUAUUGCUACAGAUGGACUAUGGGAGAUGCUAAGUAAUGAGAAGGUUGUAGACCUUGUUGCUGGACACCUUACAGAGCUUAAUGUUCAGAAACCACAGCUGGCUUUUGAGAAACCAGUUAAUUUGGGUUAUAUGCACAGCUUGUUACUCCAGAGGAAAAACAGAGGCACUACCUCAUUGGACCAGAACAUAGCCACACAUCUAAUAAGGCAUGCAAUUGGGAGCAAUGAGUAUGGGGAGGCAGACCCAGAGAAACUUGCUGCAAUGCUGACGCUGCCUGAAGACCUUGCCAGGAUGUACAGAGAUGAUAUCACAGUGACUGUAGUAUAUUUUAAUUCUGAAAGCAUUGAAAAUUACUAUGGGAACAAUAAAUAGAGCC